AAAACCAAAACAAACACCGGGCGCCAAGAAAACGAACCAGAAAACAGAGCAAGCGAACCCCACCGGAUCCACCCCCGCUUCCUCCUCCUCCCUCUCUAGCCGGAGCCCGAUCAAAUUACACGUCGCUGUCUCAUCCGAUGGCUACUCUCCUGUCGCCGUUCCUCGCCGACUCGGUCGCCAAGUUCCACUCCGCCUCCGCGCCCACCCGCUGCGCCGGCAGUGGCCAGCGAUGGUCCAUCGCGGGGUUAGCCGGCGCCGGGAGGAGUGACCAGCACCGGCGACGGAGGACGUGGGGAAGGAAAAGCUUGAGGGUGGCCUCGGUGGCGGCGGAGUCCCGCAGCCCGGAGGGGGGCAUCGCCGAAGAUUAUUACGCCGUUCUUGGCGUUAUGCCAGAUGCAACACCUCAGCAGAUCAAGAAAGCGUACUACAAUUGCAUGAAAUCAUGCCAUCCUGAUCUCAGUGGGAAUGACCCCGACGUAACAAAUUUCUGCAUGUUCAUCAAUGAAGUUUACACGGUCCUUACCGAUCCCAUACAACGAGCUGUGUAUGAUGAGAUCCAUGGGUAUGUCGCGACAGCAACCAACCCUUUCUUGGAUGACGGUGCACCCCGGGAUCACGUGUUUGUCGAUGAGUUUAGCUGCAUAGGAUGUAAGAACUGCGCUAAUGUGUGUUCUAAGGUUUUUGAAAUCGAGGAAGAUUUUGGACGGGCAAGAGUUUACGACCAGGCAGGCAACACAGAACUGAUUCAAGAAGCCAUCGAGAGUUGUCCAGUUGACUGCAUCCAUUGGACUUCAGCUGCACAACUUUCGCUCCUUGAGGAUGAAAUGCGCAGAGUAGAGAGAGUUAACGUUGGAUUGAUGCUUGCUGGGAUGGGAGGUUCAGUUGAUGUGUUCCGGAUGGCAAGUUCACGCUGGGAGAAAAGACAAGCCAAAGUGCUGGAAAAGGUAAGAAGGAGGAUGAGCCAAGAGGAUACCAGUAAGGGCAGCUCAUGGAGUGAUAUCUGGGGAGCACAGACAAGAUACAAAAAGAACGAAGAGGAGGCAAAGGAGAGAGCAAAGCGAGCAGCAGCUGCAGCAAGGAGGUGGCGAGAGUACUCUAGAAAAGGCGCAGACAGGCCUCCCACAUUCAAACUUCCAGAGGCAGUGUCCAACAAGGAGUGAGCAGUGAGAGAUCUUAUCCGGUAUUCUAGUAUUGCUUAACCAAUAAUUACUUAAUGUAUAGUCUAAUCAUUUGCAGAUAGCUGUAUAGCAUUUGCUCUCUCGCACUCGAUUCGACAUGCUAUACCUGUAAAUCCUCUGUUAUUAGCGAUAGUUUAGUAGUCAGGUUGACCACCCAUAGAAUUCAGAUUACAGACGCAAAACAAGUGUGUAUACAAAAAGCGUCACCUUGCUACUCUUACAAUUAUGAUUUAUGAAGCACAGACACUUGUUUAUA
This is a messenger RNA of Phragmites australis (common reed), 1434 nucleotides long. Its product is annotated as chaperone protein dnaJ C76, chloroplastic-like. Bases 138 to 1160 code for a protein of 340 amino acids. The transcript has 9 exons. Lineage: Eukaryota; Viridiplantae; Streptophyta; Magnoliopsida; Poales; Poaceae. Gene Ontology annotation, molecular function: iron ion binding; electron transfer activity. The record is from RefSeq and is a predicted model, not a curated record.